This is a messenger RNA of Geodia barretti, 2981 nucleotides long. The record is from the annotation of a GenBank genome assembly. Lineage: Eukaryota; Metazoa; Porifera; Demospongiae; Tetractinellida; Geodiidae.
ACCUACCUAGAGCUAGCCGAGUCUGUGGAACUUACCUUUUACGCAAUGGAAAACGAAAUGUGGUAACUUCACUAAGCGGCUGCCUGCCUGUGCGGGUCCGCAGCUCCGUUCCACCUCCAGCAGCUUGCAAGAAGCCGUCAUUUUCCCCUUCUGAUCCUCACUUUCAGCGCAGCCGUCUUUCAGGGAGCGAGGGGGCGGCCGCUCUUGAACAUUUUAGCCUAAUAUACAGGUAGUUCAGUAGUUUUUAACGAUAAAGAAACCGAAAUACGCCAGGACAAACAAAAACAUGGGGUUUGAUGUGACUCUCGUGGAUGCUACCGCCAAGAAAGAAUCCAAUGUCUGUCCGCACUGCCACCUGAUUCUGGAUACACCUAUGCAAACAGAAGAAGGCAUCAGGCUCUGCAAAGGGUGUCUCGAGCAAAUAAAGAUCAAGCCCGGAGGAAGAUGCAAUUGCUGCGACGUUACUGUGAAGGAAGGGCAGUACUAUCCAGAUAGAGCAGCCCUGAGAGAAGUGAACGCCAUUCUCGUCCUCUGUCGCCACAAGAAGUUUGGUUGCAGCUGGCAGGGAAGGUUGGAGCUGUACAAGUCUCAUGUUGCAGGGUGUGAAUUUGCAGGAGUGUCUUGUCCAAACGCAGGCUGUCAUGAGAUGGUUCUGGCCAUCCAGCUCCAGUCCCACCUCGCCCAGUGUCUCUAUCGCCUGGUUACCUGCUCUCACUGCCAGGAGAAACUGGUUGCUAAGGACUUAGAGGGCCACCAUUCCUCCAGCUGUCGUAUGUAUCCAGUGGACUGCGAGAGGUGUGGAGAGAAGGUUGUCCAUAGACACCUGCUGAAUCACCAUCUCCAACACAGCUGUAGACUGGAGGAAUGUCUCGUCUGUAACUCUCUGGUCGACAGAAAGACGUCCAAACAUGUGGGAUCCUCUGGAGAUCUCUCUCAUUCUUCCUCAUCUUCCUCUACUGCUACUGAUGACUCCUCAAAAUCCCAAUCUGCGACCCCCUCUGGGGGCCAGGGGGGCAAGAAAUCUGGCCCCCGCUCCAAACAAAAGCAGCAGAGGAAGGGGGAGAAGUCAUCGGCCGUGGCGACGACAGAGGAGAGAGAGGAGGGGCAGGGGGAGGAGGAUGGAGGGUAUCAUUUGGGACAUCCGACGGCUGUGUUCAGACAUGUGCAGACCUUGGCAACCCAGCAGGAGCUGUUGAGGACUGAUAUGGCAUCUCUUUCGCGGACAACAGUGACUCGUCUUACUGAGGCCGCUUCUCGUGAUUCCCAUGGCAACGAAGAGCUGGACGAAGGAGUGAUAAAGCUGAUUGGUCGACUUGAGGACCAGCUGAAGGCAUUCGGACGGCAGAUGGAGACUGAGAGGAAUAAUCGUAUUGCGGUAGAGGAGAGGAUGAACGGACUAACUAAGGAGAGAGAAACCAGCACCCUGAAGGUCAAUACAAGUUGUUAUCUGUCAGGGAGCCUGGACAACACGUGUUUAGAUUUUUUGCGUAAUUUAUGUGGAAAACAUGGAAACAAACCCUACACUUUCACAGAUCAGACAUCAUGCAUUCACAUACAAUUACAUCCAACUACAUCCAACUGUUCAUGGAACUAUACCACACUAAGUGAGGUAUUCUUCAUUUUCAGGCAGGCAGGAAGGUGCCUUGCUAUGCUAGGGAAGUUCCCGGAAAGUUUAGCUAAACUUCAUGAACACCCAUGUAUGUAUGUAUUAUAGACACUAUAGUUAAUAGUGUUGUGCAAUCGCAAAUUAGAACAGCUACUCACAUUCUUUGAUAUCACAACACCAUGUGAUGCUGUGUCAUCAGUGCUUAUUUCGCUCAUAUGACUACUAGUGCUAAAUAGAAUCAUACUAUGCUGGCUGGAGCAUUGGCUGGAGCAGGUGCAUUGCUUGUUAAGUCCAUAUUUGUUCAUAAGUCUGCCUUCUCAUGGACAGAGCUUCUAUUGAAUUCAUUACUGUGAUAUCAUAAAAAACGGAUGUGGGCAUUCUUUUAUGGUCGGUGUGAAUACAGUUAUCUCAACUGUGGUAUCGGAAAGGAUGUGGCUAAGCAAAUUCAGGUUAUGAAUUCAGUUUGCUGAAGCGCAAGACAUGAAUAUCACUAGCAGCUGUGAGGGAACACAAUAAGAUGGAGAAUAUUUACUGCAUACUCUUUGUAAUGUGGUUCCAUAAAUGCGUAACAGUUGAUUAUUUUUGUUUGUCAUUUGUUUUUAGAAUACAGCAAAUAUGUAUAUAUCUCCUGGCCGAUCUCUGCAGGUAAACAUGUCAGAGUUGGAGUUACAGCUCCAAGCCUCUCUCGCCUCAACCCACAACGGAUCGUUCCUAUGGAGAAUACCCGAGGUUGCUAGGAGACGGAGAGACGCCAUCGACGAGAGAAUCACUUCCAUUUACAGCCCACCAUUCUAUAGUGGCCGGUAUGGCUACAAGAUGUGUAUUAGAGCAUAUCUCAAUGGCGUGGAAGUGAUAUAAAACUCAUUUCUCAGUGUUUUUUGUGUUAAUGAGAGGAGAAUUUGAUCCCCUUCUAAAGUGGCCUUUCGAGUACAAGGUUUCUCUCAUCCUUGUGGACCAGGAUCAGCGGAAACACGUCGUGCAGACAUUUAAACCGACGGCCGAGAGCUCUUCGUUCAAGAGACCGACUAGUGAUAUGAACGUUGCCUCAGGCUGCCCGCCAGUUCUCCAAGCUAAACGUAUUAGAUGAUUCAAGUUAUGUAAAGACGAUGUGCUCUAUCUGAAUGUAUCAUUGACACUUCUCGUAUAUUUCAUCCGUAGUGACUGAGUAGUGGACCACCUCCAUCAUCACUUUUACGUUGAUCAAUCACCCUUAUACACUUCAUGUGGGUGAUUAUUGCCCCUUGGUGACAAUAUAUUAUAUGAACCCUUCAGUUGUUGAUAUUGAUAUUAACUUUUUACAUUGCGCAGGCAUUUACAUUUUUGUUUAUGCAUUAAAAAUUAUGAAAGUGCAUUAAAAUUCUGAGACAAGUGGGAU